AUGUGCCGAAUUAUUUGUUGUGUUUUUUUAUGGGCGACUUUCUCUCUCCUACUUUGUGUUCUUUUUCGGGGGAUUUUUUAUACCAUAAGUGAAAUCGUUCUGCAGGUGGCUGCCGGUAUUACUUUAUUGUGCAGAGGGAACCACACACUCUUUCGCGAUGUCUGUCUGUAUUCCUGGGGUGUGCCAGACAAAACAUGUGUAGCGGAUGUCACAGCAAACCUGUUUGUUUAUCCUCUAGAGAAUGGGAGUCAUGUGGCAUACGAAGAGCAUGUAUUUCUUUCUUUGGCGUUGGAUGACAUCAUGUGCUUUUUGCGGCUUCACUUGUUUGCGGAGCAUAUGGUGUACGACCUGACACAGGUGCCUCUGCCAGAGAAGAAAAAUAAGGGUAUCUUUACCUCUACGGGUGCCACUGCACCUGACGGGGGGGAGGGGGAGGGUCAUCACUCAACGACGUCGCCGCCACGACAUCAGCUUCACUCAUCAAUGUGA
Molecule: messenger RNA, 489 nt
Organism: Trypanosoma rangeli
Lineage: Eukaryota; Euglenozoa; Kinetoplastea; Trypanosomatida; Trypanosomatidae
Product: putative brefeldin A-inhibited guanine nucleotide-exchange protein 1
Exons: 1
Coding region: 1-489 (162 amino acids)
Source: RefSeq, a predicted model, not a curated record